Molecule: messenger RNA, 1314 nt
Organism: Sparassis crispa
Lineage: Eukaryota; Fungi; Basidiomycota; Agaricomycetes; Polyporales; Sparassidaceae
Exons: 1
Coding region: 1-1314 (437 amino acids)
Source: RefSeq, a predicted model, not a curated record
AUGCCGGCCAAGAGGAACCCUACAAGCUCCACUGUGACCGUCACCACUGGAGUUGGUGGAAUGAAGACAAGGCGUAGUACCGUUCAGGACACCGCCGACGACGAUGAUAACGUCGAUGAUCGCGGCCAAUCCACUGACAAGAAUGAACCGGUACCACCUGCCGACGUUCAUGAUGACGCCGGUGACCCGUCUCGUGAGGCUGAUCCCUCGCGAUCGGGCAGAUCAGAGCGCGAUGGUGUCGUCGAUACGCCGGGCGACCGUGAUGCUCGCACGGGCGCUGCAGACGACAACACGGUCGGUGAUCAGCACCGUGUACCUGAUACUAACAUGGAUGAGCCGCAGCUCAGCCAGUUAUGGAACGACACGGAGGACCUCCUUGCUGCCAUAAAGGUGAGGUUCAAUGAGUCCGACGUAUCCUACCAGCAGGCCAUCAGCUAUGCUAAUCGGGCCACCCGUGAGGCCAAUGCUACCCGCGCUAGAGCCGUGAACGCUCAAAGGGACUUUGAGGAGGCGAUUGGUAAGAUUCGCUCCUCCAUACUCCGCAUUAAGAAGCGGGAGAACCCCGAGAUUGACGACUUAGAGACCCCGCUACGCGAGUUUUCAUCUCGCGCGGCAGACGAGGCAACUCAUCAGUCGAGGCCGCCCGUUGGCGUUGAAGGCGAUCGGCCGCAGUCUCCGCCGAUCAACUCGGACGACUAUGUCGAGAGGUCGCUCGACAUGCUGUUCCGGCCCCGCGACCGAAACGAGACGGAUGUCAUGUACAAUCUUCGUCUCGAUGGCCAAACCCGCUUUUUGGAUGCGCGUGGGGCAGAACAACGGCGUCGAGAGCGCGAGGCCCGCAUCAACGAGACCUGGCAGCAGGCCGAGUCCCGCGUAGACAUGCGUGCGCGUUGGGGUAGUGCGAUGCCCUUCGCCACGCUGCGCACCGCAUUUGGUGAUGCACCGCCGCCGGAACCACCUGGUGGUGGUGGUGGUAACAACAACCCGCCGCGUCGUGGAGGUUUGCCCGCGCGUGGUCGCGGACCACACUCCUCCGGUCGGGGAUUCCGUUCUGGUGGAUUCCCUGGUGGAGGCGGUGAUGGCGGUCCUCCGGAUGGCGAUGGCGACUCGAGUCCGCAUGGUAGCGGCUCGGAUGGAGAUGACGGAGAUGAUGACGAGAGCUCCGAGAGGCCGUCUGUCCGUAAUCUUGACAGGCAUGCAACACGGAGUCCCAGCUACUUACAGGGUAGACAUAGCAUGCCCCGUGGUAGUGUACCUCGUCAGCAACAACAGCCACAGCCGGGAUAUACGUUACCCGCUGUUGACGCCCAGUGA